Messenger RNA from Rotaria sordida, 675 nucleotides. Lineage: Eukaryota; Metazoa; Rotifera; Eurotatoria; Philodinida; Philodinidae. The record is from the annotation of a GenBank genome assembly.
AUGGCUUUUUUUAAUUUUUUUUUAGCCAAUUGUGGUGUAUUUGGUCGAAAACGUAAAGCAAUGAAAGAUAAAUAUUUAGCAAAACAUAAUGCUGUAUUUGAUCAACUUGAUUUGGUUACAUAUGAAGAAGUUAUUCGAUUACCUGAAUUUCGUCGAAAAACACUUGUUUUACUUGGUGCACAUGGUGUUGGUCGUCGUCAUAUAAAAAAUACAUUAAUAACAAGUCAACCAAAAUAUUUUGCUUAUCCAAUUCCACAUACAACACGAUUACCAAAAAAAGAAGAAGAAAAUGCUAAUAAUGAAUAUCUUGAAUAUGGUACACAUGAUGAUGCUAUGUAUGGAACAAAACUUGAAACAAUACGUAACAUUAAUCGACAAGGUCUUAUGGCUAUACUUGAUGUUGAACCACAAGCAUUAAAAGUUUUACGUACAGCUGAAUUUGCGCCAUAUGUUGUUUUUAUUGCUGCACCAGAUCUUUCACAAAUUAAAGGUGUUAAUGAUGAUAGUUUAGAAAGAUUAGUAAAAGAAAGUGAACUUCUUCAACAAGCUUAUGGACAUUAUUUUGAUCUUGUUAUUGUUAAUAAUGAUAUUGAAGAAACAAUACGAACAUUACAACAUGCUAUUGAACGAGUCAGUCUACAACCUCAAUGGGUACCUGUUAGUUGGGUGUAUUAA